AUGAAUGGCCUCUCUAUCACCUCGUUUAUAGCCAAUCUACCCAAAGUCGAAUUGCAUGUUCACAUUGAAGGAACUCUCACUCCAGCUCUACGCUGGGAUCUAGCCCACCGCAACAACAUCACAUUGCCCUACCCCACCUUUGAAGACUUGAAAGCCUCUUAUGCCGUAACCCUCAACCACCGACCAGAGCUCAAUGGCCGCCAACCCGGUGUUCCAACCUUCCUAGAGGCUUAUUUUGCAGGAUGCGAAGUUCUGCGCACAGAAGCCGACUUCUAUGAUCUAGCAAUGGCCUACCUGCAUCGCUGCGCAGACAUGAAUGUCCGCUACACAGAGCCGUUUUUCGACAUCCAAGCGCAUACUCGCCGUGGGGUCCCCGCAUCUGCAGUUUUGAAUGGCUACCUGCGCGCGCAACAUGAUGCCGCCACACAGCUGAAUGUGCAUUCGCGCUGGAUCUUGUGCUUCUUACGCGAUGAGCCAGUGGAACAAGGCCUUGAUGCGUACCGUGAGGCAAGACCGUGGGCAGCUGGGACUGUCGAUGGUGGAAAGGGUCUUUUCCAUGCCGUUGGAUUGGCUAGUAAUGCCUACGAGCGACCGCCGAUGCUUUUUGAAGAGGGAUUUGAGCUGGCGCGCGCUGAUGGCCUGCAUGUUACUAUGCAUUGUGACUUUGGACAAAAAGAUACACAUGAGCAUUUGGAGGAGGCUAUCUACCGGGUGUGUGAUGGAGUUGGCUCGGAGCGUAUUGAUCAUGGGUUGGAUGCCGAGGACAAGGAGGAAUUGUGGCGGGGUCUAGUAGAUAGGCAGAUUGGAUUGACUUUGUGUCCUCAUGCCUAUCACCGGCGAACAGCAACCGAGGUCUUAUUCUCUAAGAUUCGGAGGUUGUGGGAGAAGGGUGUGAAAAUUUGCUUUAAUAGUGAUGAUCCGACUUUGAUGCACGAUGUUUGGAUCGAUGGGAAUAUGCAGAAGGUUUAUACUUACUGUGGGUUUAGCAAAAUCGAAAUGGUGCAGUUUGCAAGGAAUGCGGUGGAUAUGUGCUGGGCAGAAGAGCCUAUCAAGAGUAUUAUUUACCAGGAAUUAGAUGACCUAGAUAUUCAAGAAUGA
This is a messenger RNA of Penicillium soppii, 1098 nucleotides long. Its product is annotated as adenosine deaminase family protein. The transcript has a single exon. NCBI's taxonomy places the organism in Eukaryota, Fungi, Ascomycota, Eurotiomycetes, Eurotiales, Aspergillaceae. Gene Ontology annotation, molecular function: adenine deaminase activity. The coding region runs from base 1 to 1098 and encodes 365 amino acids. Gene Ontology annotation, biological process: hypoxanthine salvage; adenine catabolic process. Gene Ontology annotation, cellular component: cytosol. The record is from RefSeq and is a predicted model, not a curated record.